Sciurus carolinensis (gray squirrel) is the source of this 573-nucleotide messenger RNA. RefSeq names its product interferon alpha-5-like. Gene Ontology annotation, cellular component: extracellular region. NCBI's taxonomy places the organism in Eukaryota, Metazoa, Chordata, Mammalia, Rodentia, Sciuridae. The record is from RefSeq and is a predicted model, not a curated record. Bases 1 to 573 code for a protein of 190 amino acids. Gene Ontology annotation, biological process: defense response; B cell differentiation; natural killer cell activation involved in immune response. Gene Ontology annotation, molecular function: cytokine activity; type I interferon receptor binding. The transcript has a single exon.
AUGGCCUUGCCCUUGUCUUUCCUGCUGGCCCUGGUAGUGCUCAGCUGCAAGUCCAUCUGCUCUCUGGGAUGUGACCUGCCUCAGAUCCACGAUCUGAGUCUUGAAACUCCUAAAGAAAAUGAGGAGGGUGCUCUGACACUCCUGGAAAACAUGGAGAGAAUUUCCACUUUGUCCUGUGUGAAAUACGGAAAGAACUUUGCCUUCCCUGAGAAGCAGCUGAAUGGUGAGCAUGUGCAGAAGGCUCAAGCUGUUGCUGUCUUCCACGAGAUGACCCAGCAGGUCUUCAACCUCUUCUACACCGAGGAGUCCUUUGCUGCUUGGAACAAUACCCUCCUGAACUCGUUCCUCCGUGUCCUCUAUCAGCAGCUGAAUGACCUGAAAGCCUGUGAGACCCAGCAGGUCGGGGUGGAAGAGGCUCCCAGGAGGACUGUAAAGAAAUACUUCCGCAGGCUCACUGACUACCUGAAGGAGAAGACAUACUUCCCUUGUGCCUGGGAGGUGGUCAGAGCAGAAAUCAUGAAAUCCUUCGCUUCAUCAGCAAACUUGUAUGAAAGACUAAGGAGUAAGGAAUGA